Molecule: messenger RNA, 731 nt
Organism: Oncorhynchus keta (chum salmon)
Lineage: Eukaryota; Metazoa; Chordata; Actinopteri; Salmoniformes; Salmonidae
Product: nucleoporin NUP35-like
Exons: 6
Coding region: 87-731 (214 amino acids)
Biological process (GO): nuclear pore organization; NLS-bearing protein import into nucleus; regulation of DNA-templated transcription
Cellular component (GO): nuclear membrane; nuclear pore nuclear basket; nuclear pore central transport channel
Molecular function (GO): phospholipid binding; structural constituent of nuclear pore; single-stranded DNA binding
Source: RefSeq, a predicted model, not a curated record
AACCUGUGGUUCCUACACCCAAAGACAAGAGUGGGGCCCCUCCAGUCAGGAGUAUCUAUGAUGACCUCUCCAGUCCCGCUGUCGGGAUGUCCAUGUCCCCUAUGGGUGCACAUAAACAGCCAUUCUCAAUGAUGCACACCCCGAUGUCUGCCUAUAUGGCUGUCACACCAGGAACAGCGUCCAGUUUAUUUAGUCCUACUACCAUCGGGCAGCAGGCGAAGUCAACAAUGUCUCCAGCCCAAGUAGACCCUUUCUUCACUCAGGGAGACGCACUGUCUUCUGAAGACCAUCUAGAUGAUACAUGGAUCACUGUAUUUGGGUUUCCUCCUGCCUCUGCUUCUUAUAUUCUGCUGCAGUUCGCCCAGUAUGGAAACAUAACGAAACACGUGAUGUCCAACACAGGUAACUGGAUGCACAUUCAAUAUCAGUCUAGACUCCAAGCAAGAAAAGCUCUUAGUAAAGACGGGAAGAUUUUUGCCGAGGCUAUAAUGAUUGGUGUUAAACCAUGCAUCGAUAAGAAUGUGAUGGAGAUCUCAGACCGAGGCUCUAGCUCCUCUGGCUCAGUGUUUACUCCUCCAGUCAGAAAUGGAACCCCCAGCCACCAUGUCUCCACACCUCGCUCCUCAAUGAGGCCCCUCAGUGCAGCCUACAAGGCCUCCAGCAGUGACUACCAGGUAGGAUCGGGGGGUUUCGUCAUUAAAUACUGUUGCCAAACCAACAGAAGUUGUUAA